Oryzias latipes (Japanese medaka) is the source of this 2392-nucleotide messenger RNA. RefSeq names its product high mobility group AT-hook 1a (gene hmga1a). Gene Ontology annotation, cellular component: nucleus; chromatin. Gene Ontology annotation, molecular function: DNA binding; transcription coregulator activity. The record is from RefSeq and is a predicted model, not a curated record. Lineage: Eukaryota; Metazoa; Chordata; Actinopteri; Beloniformes; Adrianichthyidae. Gene Ontology annotation, biological process: regulation of DNA-templated transcription.
AAGCGGGUUUUUUUUCUUUUGUCGGCCGCGUGAGCAGGGUUUUUUAAAUGGGGCGGGCUGUGCGUUGUCUGACGAAAAAAAGCUCCAGCCUAUAGAUCGUUGCAAGGUUUUUGAACCGGUUCGGCCAGGCUUCAGGGGCAUUUCUGAACAAAAUUAAGGACGGGGAAAGCGGACUAGUAACAGGUUCCAAGAGCUAAAGUAAGCAUGAGCGACAAGGGAACCGUCUCGCCGAAAGAGAAAGAGGCGGCAGAGAAGAGAGGGCGUGGAAGACCCCGUAAGCAGCCCCAGGUAAAGACGACUGACGAGCCCAGUGGAUCCCCGACUCCAAAGAGGCCCAGAGGACGACCAAAGGGCAGCAAAAACAAGACCGGCGGCAAGGGCAAAAAGGCAGCGGCAGCUCAAUCUUCAGCGGGGAAACGCAGAGGAAGACCCAAGAAAGAGGAGAAAGAGGAAAAGGCAUCCCAAGAGUCAUCCGAGGAAGAAGAGGAAGAGGAGGAGGACCAGUAAUUCAACGCAUGCUACCUCACUCAACAUACUGACUUACUGUUAACAGAACUGGGCUGUAUCUUCAACACCAGUGCCACCACAUGACCACUGUUCACCAACCCCCUCCCCCCUACUGCCGGAGAGGGGUCAACACAGUACAUACAUCAUGCAGCAGCACUGGAUAGAAAGAUGGACUUGAUCAAGCUUAGAUUUAAAAAUUACAUGAAUGGCCUUUCUGCAAGUCUGUUAUCACAAGUCUCUUAUACUGGACAAAGUGUACUCUGGGGGGCCUGGAUGUUUGUUUGUUUGUCCCCCCUCCCCUAAAGAUGGUUUCUAGGAUUUGUUUCCUCUGCUUACCUGCAUCUGAGAUGGUAGGGCAUAUAGACAUUUCUCUUCCUUUUUUUUUUUUUUUUACUGGACAAAGGUGAAUUUUUACCUGUUUCUUUUUAUAAAGUUGUUAGCCUAUCCUUUACAUCAUACUAUAGAUGGAGUUGAGCUUCAGUGUUUAGGAUGAGGUGAUUUGAUAGUGAAAAACAUCUGUUCCAUGUCUCAUUUUCAGCCCAUAUUAGAGCUUCCCUUCCCAGCAUCCCGCUAGAAACAGUUCAUAGUUAGGAAAAGCUUCUUAGACCUCCUCAAGUCUUCUGUAUGUAGAGGGGAGAUGUAAAGUGUAUAGUUGGUAGGGUUUGGUUCUCCAGGUCACAUGCCAUGUUCAAAAAAAAGUUUUUUUUUCUUUAAAACAAAAAAAAAGUGUGCUGCUUUUCAUGUAAGUCGAAUCUGGUAUAAAAAUGAUUUUAAGUGUAUCGUUUGCAGCGAUCAAGGCAGAGAGUCAUCAGUGUCGUUUCUUCAGGGAGCUUUUACAAAUGCUGUUGUCUUUACACCGUUAUUUCUGUUGUCUUUCCGAGCGCUCACUGAUUCAUGUGGAAGACAAACCUGCAACUGGUCAAAACGUGAAGUUUUCAUAGUGACGGUGGACGGUUGGUGGCACUACCAUCAAACAGGGCUGUACCUAAUUCAUUCCACCUCUGUUUUUGGUUCUUUUUUUUUUUUUAAUCAACAAAUUUUUGUGACGGUUUCUGUUCCAUCUACUGUUUGCUACAGAGAAAUCAAAACGUGUCAGGGAUGCUGCAGUCAGUCCGCUUACCGCCAGGUUUAUUUCUCCACACAGAGCUGCUACAACCUCAGUCGUGACACCCGGAUCACUGCAUUACCGGCCCAACAGAGGCCUGGAAGUUCAUACCUCACUCCACAGCUUAUUUUACCUGGUUUUCCUUGUUUUUAUGGAACUUUAGGCAUGAGUUGAGGAUGUUAUUAGUUUGCUUGAUGAGUUUUAAACCUGUCUGUAACAUUAAAGAUGUCAAAGUCUACAUGGUUUGUCCGCCUUUACAUUUUUGGCUUGUUCAUAAUCGACGCUUGUAGUUUUUUUUUUUUUUUGGUGUGUGCGUGUGUGUGAAGCAAGUCAGGGAGACCUGUCAGCUUGACGUCUGUGUUCGCUGACUGUGGUAGAUUAGCUGGUGUGUUUUUAUCUUUUAAAAAAUUAUUCUGGUGCACUGAAAUGUUCAAAAAAAAUUCAUGGACAAAUGUUUUUUUCCGUGUGUGUAGACUGGGUGCUCUCCACUGUUUUCUGUAGGCCACCAUUUGUCUUUGACACACCCCCCCCCCCCCCCAAAAAAAAAACAAACAAAAAAAACUUGUAAUCCAGUCGCUGUGUCUUUCAUCCAACUACUAAAGGUUUUUUUGUUUUUUUUUACAUGGCAACAUCAUGCAUCCUUUGAUUUAUAUACUGUAAACUCAAUAGGAUGGGUCAUUCUUUUUAAUGUACACAUAUAUAAAUGUACAAUGUCUAUAUUUCUAUGGUGCCCUACAAUUUGUAUCAGAAAAAGGUCAAUAAAGAGAAUUUUCUUUGUCA